Messenger RNA from Letharia columbiana, 798 nucleotides. RefSeq lists its product as uncharacterized. Gene Ontology annotation, molecular function: RNA binding; structural constituent of ribosome. Gene Ontology annotation, biological process: translation. The transcript has 3 exons. Bases 1 to 798 code for a protein of 265 amino acids. Gene Ontology annotation, cellular component: cytosolic small ribosomal subunit; nucleus. The record is from RefSeq and is a predicted model, not a curated record. Lineage: Eukaryota; Fungi; Ascomycota; Lecanoromycetes; Lecanorales; Parmeliaceae.
AUGACUUCUGUACCAGGGGCCUCUGUUUCCAAGCGUAGGAAGUUCGUGGCAGAUGGUGUUUUCUACGCCGAAUUGAACGAGUUCUUCCAGCGUGAGCUGGCAGAGGAAGGAUACUCUGGUGUCGAGGUUCGCGUCACGCCUACUGUGACUGACAUCAUCAUCCGCGCAACACACACCCAAGAAGUCCUCGGCGAGCAAGGGCGCCGCAUCCGCGAACUGACCUCUCUUAUCCAAAAACGCUUCAAGUUCCCUGAGAACUCUGUCUCCCUCUACGCCGCCAAGGUCCAAAAUCGUGGUCUUUCCGCUGUCGCUCAGUGCGAAUCUCUCCGUUACAAGUUGCUCAAUGGAUUGGCUGUUAGGAGAGCUUGCUAUGGUGUGCUGCGGUUCAUCAUGGAGAGUGGAGCGAAGGGUUGUGAGGUGGUGGUUUCGGGGAAGCUGAGGGCUGCCAGGGCUAAGAGCAUGAAGUUUACAGAUGGCUUCAUGAUCCACUCCGGUCAACCUGCCAAAGACUUCAUCGAUUCUGCUACCCGCCACGUUCUUCUCCGCCAAGGUGUGUUGGGUAUCAAGGUCAAGAUCAUGCGGGGAUCCGAUCCCGAAGGCAAGUCUGGUCCUCAGAAGUCCCUGCCAGACUCCGUCACUAUCAUCGAGCCAAAGGAAGAACAGACGGUUGUGCAGCCCAUGAGCCAGGACUAUGGUGCGAAGGCAGUUGCAGCGCAACAGGCAGCGGAGCAGCAGAGGAUGCAGGAGCAGCAGGAGCAGGGAACAGAGGAGGGGAAGGAAGAUUAUGGUCAGGAGUAG